Messenger RNA from Dicentrarchus labrax (European seabass), 5885 nucleotides. Its product is annotated as AP-1 complex subunit sigma-2. Gene Ontology annotation, molecular function: clathrin-cargo adaptor activity. Gene Ontology annotation, biological process: vesicle-mediated transport; intracellular protein transport. Gene Ontology annotation, cellular component: AP-1 adaptor complex; intracellular membrane-bounded organelle; membrane coat. The transcript is spliced from 7 exons. The coding region runs from base 1 to 537 and encodes 178 amino acids. NCBI's taxonomy places the organism in Eukaryota, Metazoa, Chordata, Actinopteri, Moronidae. The record is from RefSeq and is a predicted model, not a curated record.
AUGUUUUCUCUCAUCUCUUCAUUUCAGAUGCAGUUCAUGCUUCUGUUCAGUCGACAAGGCAAGCUCAGGCUUCAGAAGUGGUACGUGCCUUUGUCUGAUAAGGAGAAAAAGAAGAUCACCAGAGAGUUGGUGCAGACGGUCCUGGCUCGAAAGCCCAAAAUGUGCAGCUUUCUGGAGUGGAGAGACCUCAAGAUAGUAUAUAAAAGAUAUGCCAGUCUGUACUUCUGCUGUGCCAUAGAGGAUCAGGACAACGAGCUCAUCACACUGGAGAUCAUCCACAGAUAUGUGGAGCUGCUGGACAAAUACUUUGGCAGUGUUUGUGAGCUGGACAUUAUUUUCAACUUUGAGAAGGCUUACUUCAUUCUGGAUGAGUUCCUUCUGGGUGGGGAAGCUCAGGAGACGUCCAAAAAGAACGUGUUGAAGGCCAUUGAGCAGGCUGACUUGCUACAGGAGAAUAUAGACUUUCAGAUGCGUCUGUUUGCAGGUGUGAUGGUCCCAAAUAUGGUCUCUGAGUCCUCUGGUCUUUUCCAGAAUUAGGCCUGCUGAGCCCCGUCAUGAGUACUUUAAUGUGCCUGUGUACUGACUGCCUGCCAUCGCUGCUGCUGCUGCCGCCGCUGCUGCUAUCCACCCUGCAUGCUGAGCUCCUCAGUGCCUGGCACCUUUCUCUCUGCCCUCUGAGCACCUGUCAUUGUCAUUGGUUUGGGGGGUGUAACAAUAUUCUCAGCUCCUUAUUCAGUUUGACAGCUAUGAUACGAUAUUGUCUCAAUAUUAUUGAAAACUACAGUAAAUGAUGAAAACAUUUAGGCUGGAUUAGGCAUUUGUUCUUGGAAAUUGAACCUAAAUGGAAAUACCAUCCUUUUAUACUGAAGUUAGUCAUCAGUAUGUGUAUUGAUAAUAUAUUUUGUGGUGAUAUAUUGUUACAUGCCUGUCAUUCGUCCACUUAUUAUUGGUUUCAUCGCAUCACUUGAACACCUCUCUCUGUUAUUGCCACUGUAAAAAAGCAAGUUUGCAUCAUGUGCCAUCAUGACCCAAGAGUAUGCCGUUUAUUUAAAUGUUUAAUUCGAGGUCCACUUACUAGAGGUUCCCCGGAGCUUUCAACCACUUGAUCUUCAUCAUGGUAGGGACAUGCAGCUUAAAGUGGACCUUGUGUUUAGAAUUGUUAAUAUUUGAAUAUUUUUGAGUUUUAAGAGUUUUCUGACCUGUUUCCGAGGUCAAGAAUGAACCUGAAACUUUAGCAAAACUACCAGCAGCUAAUUAUUUAAAACCAGUUGAAACCAGCUGCUGUGGUUUUUGUGGUUGAAAGACGUCAGUACACUAUUUGAUCAGGAUGGCACCUGACCACUGGUUUAACACUGGUCACGUUUAUCUCACUGAGCUGUCAGAUUUAAUUUACACAGGACAAAUCCUAAUCAAACUGAUGGCUGUUCUUCACAAAAGUCCCAACUUCUUUCUCUGUUUAUCUGUGCCACUCAAACUAUGCAGAGAAAGUCCGCUCCCUGUGGUGCACAAACGUGCCUGAUAGGGUUCAAGUACACAGAAUACCAAAUACCAAAGCAUGAGUAUUUAAGUUUAAACAACUGAAUCUGAAUUCGGAUGUUACUUAAACACAGAUUCCAGACUCAUCACCUUCACACUUAAGUUACUGUUACGUCCAAGAGGUGUUCAUCUAAUCAGUUUAAUAUUUCAUAUUUUUAUUGGUCCCCUCAUUGGUUUUUUGUGACUGGAUUCACAUUACGUCAGCCAUGGGUGGGAAGUGGAUGCAAUGGAAGUCAUGUGUUACCUGUUCCUUAACAUGUUUUAUCAUGUAGAUUUGUCAGUUACAGUUUUGAAUUUAUCGUCUCACUUCAGAUAAUAAGUGUUUGAAUCUUAGGUAUCGUCCUUGUGAUUUCUAGGAGUUGUCGUUAUAAUAAUUAAAAUCAGAACACAGCACACACUAGAAGACCUUACAGCUUUUCAACAUUGUAAAUGUUAUUUUUAAAUCUUUUUAAUUAUUUAUAGACCUUUCCUAUUUAAAUAAGUAGCAAGCCCACUCUCAAGGUAAGUGGUGUUUAAUGGGAUUAAUACUAAAUAAAUAUUAGCUCUUUGCACUAAUUAACUAAGGGCUCUUCUGGCUUUCUACGUUCUAAUGAUAAUAGACAUUUAAACACACUUUCAAUAAUUAUCCUUACAAAUUAGUUUCUCAUAAAUGGAUAUUGACUAAGCACUUAAAAUGUUUUAUAUGUUCUGUCAUUGUUCAUCUGUGUCCCACUACAAAAACAAACCGUUAAAUAGAAGAUAUUUUAUCAAUGUAUAUAAUAGAUAUAAUGAAUAAAUGGUUUAUGAUUCUUUGUCAAUUAAGUACACUGGUGUUUUUCUUCAAUAUAACUGAUUUGUCUCUGUGUUUAUGGUGUUUUUCCCCCACAUUUGACACCUUUGAAGUUCAGGCUGACAUUUAGCAAUUUUGUUUUUACUGCAGCUGUUUUUCUUCUGUGUCAGAAACAAACCAGUUAGUCUCAGCGCUGAAUGGUGCUAAGCUCCAUUUGCUUUGCAGAUGAAGAUGUUUAGCCUACAUAAUAGGUGACAAGGGAUUCCUCAUUCCAGCAAAAUUGACCCCAAGACUGAAAAGUUUAUAAUUGGUGAAUCAUUCAUAGUUUAUAUUUCAAAAUCUGGGCUGAACAUGUUGCACUGAAAAUGAAAUGACACUUCAGGAGUCACUGUGCAGAAGUGGGUUGUUUUCCUCUUAUUACAUAAAGCACGAUUUCUGUCUCACUGCUCUGAUGCAACUCCUCUCUUUACUUUGUGCUGAACCUUGUUUUAGGAUGCCAAAGAUGCAGAGACCCCGCGCAGUGUACUGGAGGAAAUUGGACUGACAUAAACGUGGUCCUCAUCAUCGUCCACUCGCCACACUCUCCUUCAUCUGCCAGCUGCUCUGCUGGAUGUAGCUGAUAACAACUCCCCUUCACCUUUGAGCACACCCAGCCUCACAAUCACACACACACACACACACACACACACACACACACACACACACACACACACACACACACACACACACACACAACUCUGCCUUUGUUUUGUACUUUUUUUUUUAAACAACGUAGCACUGUUUUGGGUAUUUCCUCCUGAGUUAUUUAUUUGUUCCAUGUUAUGACUUAAACUGUCACUGAGGAAAAGUGCAGCAUAAUUAAGGUUUUCAUUUUUUGCUGCUUUCCAGUCCACACCAAGAUGCUGUACUGAGUGAACUGCUUGAUUUCUAUUUGACCAAAGCUAAUGAGGUAACUCUAUUCUGUGAAGUAUAUUUAAUGAACUUUAAUGAACAUAAUUUCAAAUGUGUUAGAUAUAUCUAUAUAUAUAUAUAUUAUAAAAUAGGUUAUAUUGUAAAGGGAAGUCAAAAGUAUUACAUUAACAAAACCAAAGAGUUAUGUUUAAUCUUGCCUUUGUUUCUUUAACAUGGCAUUAUAUUGCAUUGCAUUACCAUUGACCAUAGUUUCAAGCACAACAUAUACAGUACACACUCACCGUACUUACACUGUAAAUGCACCACUGCAGUGUGGAUGGAAGAGUGUAAAGACAGACAAUGUUGUCAUAUAAUGAGUAUUCAGUCUCAGUUUACAGCCCAUUAUCAUUCUAAUGGCAGGAUCCCACUAAAUGUUUAAUAGUUUAACCCAUUCAGAACCCAAUUAUGUUCCAAACACACACAAAAAAAUACUGUGAUGGUGGAUUUCUCCUCUAAAUGCACUCAUACAUCACUAACAAUAAAAACAUUUUAUACUUUAUUAUUUGUGGGCAGUGGAGCCACAAUGUGUGUACAUUAAAACGUCUCAAAACGAUUCAUAUUCAGGCGAUUAUGCACUAAUGAAAACAUACCUAUGAAUAUUAUAUUACAUUUCUGCCAAUAGAUCCUCCUAAAUGUUACACACUGGACCUUUUAAGAGACAAAAAACAUUAAUGAGUCAGUGUACAUAAUCAGCAGGAUACAUUAUAAGCUGGUUGUAUCAUUAGAAAUCACAUCAGAAGAGUCAAUAUAAAUCAAAACAGUAUUUCCCUAUUCAUUUCCCUUCAAAUCCUAGAAAUCUUUCAUAUGAUAUUUUGACAUAGGCCUAUAUAAGUAUAAGUAAUGUAACAUUUCUUUAAUAGAUGAAAGUGUGCCUCGCGGCCGCCAUGGUUGCUGCGGAAAGGGGGUGUGGCUCUUGUGCAGUCCACUUUAAAAGAUGCGGAACACUGUGAUUAGUUUAAAGACAUCCAGUCAAAUUAGUUUGUGCAUUUGGGUGGAGUCAGAUGAAAAUGAUCAUAUGUCUAGACAUGCUGGAAAAGUUACGUUCAUUGGAAUGGAUGGGGAUCUGAACGGGUUAAUCACUGAAUAAUUCAAUAGAAUUUGUGUGCCACUGCGAUGUAGCAGGUAAAUACACUGAGUUUAUUCUAUUACUGUAUCGUGUGCAAAAACUAACUGGACUGUUCUUUGUGUUUUCUACUGUGCUUCUCAUUUAGUUGGGGUUUUUUGGAAAGAAAACAACUUUGGUUUACAUAUAAAAUAUCUAAUCAGUGUUCAAUUUGAGACACAAGAUGUUUUCACUUAAAGCUGCAUGAAUCACAGUCCAGACACACAGCCCUGAAAAUGUAUUGCCUUAUAAAGCUGUUGUGGAUAACAUGUUAGCAAACAAUGAUGGAGCUUUGAUUUGAUCUCAACCAACAAGCCACCCCUUUUCACAUUAUGCUCGUUCCAAAAAAUAUUGAUUAUUGCAGCUUUAACUUUACACAUUAUGUACAAUACGUCACAGAAAUUCAUCAUAGAAAUGGCGUCAUUUGAUUUAAGAGAAUAGGAGAUGAGAGAAUUUUUUGGAGCAUAUUUUAAAUGAACUGUUUCCCUUUUUAUCUUUACACUGUUGAUAUUUUAGUGACAAACUUGUGCUAAUCAUACAGACCUCUGACCGGUGUGACAACCUAAAGCUGAGGCACUUCUGCCAGAGUAUUGAGCUUUACAACAACUACUCUUUCAAAGCCGUUUCACUGUCUACCCCACAUUGGUAGAGAUUUAAUACAACAACAAAGACACUUUGGCCUCUGACAUGCUGUACAGCACGUUAACUACUUUCUUACUACUGUGACUCUGAAAACUGAAGAGCGCUCAAGAGACCGUGCAUAAAAUAGCAAUAGCGUCAUAAACUGUAGCAGAGUAUGAGAUUUUCUUUUCUUUCUUUUUAUGAGCCAAAACUAAAAGUAGGUUCCAGAUGCCUGGUUGGAGAAUUUAAAAAAAAGAAACUUGCCACAGACACACAUAAAAUGCCUUGGACACAGGACUGUACAAAUAUCAUAAAUUCUAUUUCUGUUUUAUGUUCAUAUACAGUUGGUAUUAUGAUUAUUUUGGGGGGACUUUUUACACAUUUUUAAUUGAUAUGGGUAACUCAAGAUAGACAGGAAAUGGGGGACAGAGGGAGGGCGAUGACAUGUGGCAAAGGUCCACAGGGUGGAAUCAAACCGGGGCCGCUGUGGUAAAGAGUCAGCCUUAGAAUAUAAGAUAUAUUUUUCCUGAAACUUUAUUGGUUUACCAUUUUGCAACUUCUUCUAGUUAUUUGACAUGUUAAAAUAUUGGAAUGCCUGUUACCUCUUUUGUAUAACUUUCAUGUAUGUAUCAUUUGUAUACAUUUCAUGUAUAAUUUAUUGUGUAUAAUAUAAUGUGCAGAUCUGUCUCAGAGGUGUGACUGAUCUAUGGCAUUCUCUACUGUGUGUUGGUGAAGUUACAGCAUGAAUGCAACAGCUGUAUUACAUUACUGGACUUGUGUUUACUUAUAGAGGGUAUAUUCUGUUGUUUCCUGUUACCCUUUCUGAAAUGGAUAAAAGUUUGUGUUUUCCUGUCAAGUUCAGCAAUAAAGAGCACUCUAGUGGCAGAGAGGCUGUACUGUCACAAA